This is a messenger RNA of Eurytemora carolleeae, 2253 nucleotides long. RefSeq names its product CAP-Gly domain-containing linker protein 4. Gene Ontology annotation, cellular component: nucleus; microtubule plus-end; cytoplasm. Gene Ontology annotation, molecular function: microtubule plus-end binding. Gene Ontology annotation, biological process: cytoplasmic microtubule organization. The coding region runs from base 167 to 2197 and encodes 676 amino acids. The transcript is spliced from 16 exons. The record is from RefSeq and is a predicted model, not a curated record. NCBI's taxonomy places the organism in Eukaryota, Metazoa, Arthropoda, Copepoda, Calanoida, Temoridae.
AGAAUACUGUAUCUAGACUUGAAGCUAAAGAUUAAUGAGAACUACUGGAUUCUCGGGAUACUCGUCUUUCUCUCUUUAAUAAUGUAUGGUAUUGGUUAGCACCUGUGCCUGAGAACUGCCUGAGUUUACCUGUCCUUCCUUCAGUACUCUCUAAACACUCAGAGACAUGAGUCCCGCCCCCUGGACGGAUUCCCCGCCCCCUCUUCUCCUAGAGGAUGAUUAUACAGCAGCUCCCCGCCCCCAUCCUAUCUCCCAUCCUCCAGUUGAGGCUCCUAUCUGUGGAACCUGUAGAACUUUAGAUCUUGCAUUCUUUGAUCCUAGCUGCCAUGGAUGCAGUGCUAUUCUUAAAUCUAGAGAAACCAGUAUUGGUCACAUCCUGGCGAUUCUGCGUCAAUGGGUUCCGCAAACCCAGCACGCUGUUGAUGAUCUUCUUCUGGAGAUAAUGAAGCGUGGCGGGCACCCUGAUGACAGAGAUUCCUUGACGGACAUGACGCUGGUGAUGUACGCAGCCAAAGCAGGGGCAAGUGGAGUUGGGAGUGUGGAUACUGCGUCAAAAAUUGCGUCAUAUCUUGUUCAGAAAGGAGCUGAUCUAUCAGCUAAAUGUCGAUGGACGGACAUGGCUCCUAUACACUAUGCCACAUAUUUAAAUACAAUACUUGUUUUAAAACUUGCUAGGGUGCCUAAAGAUUUUAUUUCCAAUGGAAUAGAGUUCCAGGGAUCUGAUGUAGAUACUCAGUGUGUAGAGUAUGAAAACGGGACACCGCUCCACAUUGCAGCUUCUAACCUUUGUUUGGGAGCAGCUAGGGUUCUAUUAAAGUUUGGAGCAGAUACUGAAGCAACAGAUGAUCUAGGACGGAGACCAGUUGAAUGUAUUCCUGAUGCUUCAACCUUCGAUCUAGUUCCAGAUGCACAGGAUUUAAUCAACAAGAUGGUUCGUCUUCUCUCUGAAGGGUUGGAAGGGAAAAUGCGUAGCUCCGUAACCUUGACAAGAUCAGGAGUAAACUCUAUCUCCGGGAGAACCGUGAUGCAGGCGAUGGGACUCAAGCUCAACGACAGGGUGGUCGCUGGUAAUAAGAUCGGAACACUUAGGUUUUGUGGUACUACUGAGUUUAGUAUUGGUAUGUGGGCUGGAAUAGAACUGGAUAUUCCUGAAGGAAAGAAUGAUGGAACAGUCAAGGGAAUUCGAUAUUUUAGAUGUGAUGAAGCGCAUGGUAUGUUUGUCCCUGCAAAUAAGAUAUCCAAGGUUGGACGAGGAUACAGAGAAACUACGCCGGUCAAACGUACCCCCUCCAAACCUGUGGUUAAUUAUGGAAAGGUUGAUGUCUCCCACGUGCAGGGGAAGAUCCAGGCCGUGAUGGCGAGUAUCGUCGAGAAGUCGGAGAUCAGGAUCGGAGACAGGGUUCACGUCAAGGAGGUGGCGCCGGGGAUGGGUUGCAAAGGCGUGGUUCGAUUCAUCGGCUCCGUCGAUUUCGUCGACGAUAUGUCAGAAUGGUUCGGAAUAGAGUUGGAUUCAGAACUUGGUAGACAUGAUGGUACAGUGCAGGGAGUAAGAUAUUUUGCUGCUGGAAAGGACCGCGGUGUGUUCGUUACAAAGAAGAAACUGUCGAAGCUAGACGCCGAAGAUAAUUACGAGGAGAGCUGUGACGUCAGCGUCUGUGAAUCACAGGUUUCCAAUAAUAAUUCUCUGGUUCACCGGAGAAGUACAACCAGUGCUCCUCCUCCGGGACGGGUUCGGAGAUCCUUAUCUCUUCGACAUCAUGAGACGAAGAACUCCGGGAGCAACCAAUCUCCGGGAUUGAACCAGACACUUAGUAUCUCAAACUUCUCCAGAAGUAUGUCCGUCCGUCGGAGCAGUGAACCCUCAGGUCCUGAGUUCCAAACUGGACCUGGUCCUGUAUACAAUAAGUUCCAGAGGAAGGUCGACAAGCGGUUCCUCGACAUCGGGCAGGGGGUCAUGGUCAUACACAACAAGGAGAUGGCAACGGUCAAGUAUGUCGGACAUACAGAUUUUGCUCCUGGAAUCUGGCUCGGACUGGAACUAAGAAAUCCACGUGGAAAGCACAACGGAGAGGUUGAAGGACGAAGAUAUUUCCAGUGUAAGGACGGACACGGAGUAAUGGUGAAACCUAGAACUGUUUCUGUUCAUGGGAUAAAUGGUCAGGAGCUACUUCGUCCUGAAUCCUACUAUCCGAUCUAAUUCCAUUAUUGUUAUUAUUUAUACUAUAUUAAUAUAAAUUUACAUACUUUUUUCAA